Xylaria bambusicola is the source of this 4041-nucleotide messenger RNA. Its product is annotated as SacI homology domain-containing protein. Gene Ontology annotation, biological process: phosphatidylinositol dephosphorylation. The coding region runs from base 1 to 4041 and encodes 1346 amino acids. Lineage: Eukaryota; Fungi; Ascomycota; Sordariomycetes; Xylariales; Xylariaceae. The transcript is spliced from 6 exons. The record is from RefSeq and is a predicted model, not a curated record. Gene Ontology annotation, molecular function: phosphatidylinositol-4,5-bisphosphate 5-phosphatase activity; phosphatidylinositol-3,5-bisphosphate 5-phosphatase activity. Gene Ontology annotation, cellular component: cytoplasm; membrane.
AUGGAUCAGUAUCAGUACCCAUCAACCACUCGAAGUGUCCCUACUCCUUCGCCGGGAAGUGAUAAAUCCAGUCAGCUCUUGAUCCGCGACUAUCCUCAUCGGGCUAUUGCUAUAGUCACAAAUUCGCAUGCCCUGAUCUUCCGACAUUCGCACACUACUAGCGAGGCCAUUACAGAUGGCUCACUCGGCUCGGUUGCUUCGUCGCGCCCCCGCGGCGGUAGCGAGCCUCCCGCUUCGAAAUGUAUGGUCGAAUUUUCGCCUGCAUCACGGAACCUGUUGACCGAUUUCCGUCCUCUUAUUCCUCGUCCCAUAUACGGAACGUUAGGUCUCAUAUCAAUCAACCAAGAUGUGUUCCUGUGCGUCAUCACCCAAGCAUCGCGGGUAGCAACGUUGCGACCCGGUGAAACCGUCGAGAAGAUUGCCUCUGUUGAAUUCUUCUGUCUGAAUACGGCCGAUUACGAUAACGUCAUCUCGUUAAACCCAUACGAACCCGACUUCUCUGACUCUUCUUCAGCAUAUGGUCAGAGCCUAGGUCGCAGGGAGGGUGAAAUAGAGUACCCAUAUUACGAAUUGCAAAAGCUGCUGAGCAAUGGGAGCUUCUACUAUAGUACAGACUUUGACCUUACGAAUAGAUUACAAGAUAGGCCUGUAGAUUCAGACACUUUUGAUAUUGAUAAUUUUGACGAUGCUUUCCUAUGGAACUCUUUCAUGAUUGAUCCACUCGUCCAAUUUCGGUCCCGACUCGUAGCACACGAGCGGGAGGCCUUGGAUGCGUCAAGGAUCUUGACUUCUGCUAUACGAGGUUUCUGUCUCACCAUGACGAUUCCCCAGGCUGCGGCACCGUUACGUGAUUCCAACUCAGGCCUUCCCUCUUACCUUACUGUUGUGUCGCGACUGUCCUGCAAGAGAGCGGGCACUCGUUUCAACAGUCGUGGAAUUGAUGAUGACGGCCACGUUGCCAAUUUUGUUGAGACCGAAACUAUUUAUUGGAGCCCCCCUGGUACUCUGUUCUCCUAUGCCCAGGUGCGCGGCUCGGUGCCAGUAUUUUGGGAACAGAGCGCUGGGCUUAUUCCUGGGCAGCAAAAGAUCACAGUAACACGUUCCGCAGAUGGAACACAGCCGGCGUUUAAUAAACACUUCGAAGAUCUUGAAAAGGCAUACGGCGCUGUCCAUAUUGUCAACCUGCUAAGCGCAGCGAAGCCUGGCGAGGCUGAGCUCACGCAGCUGUUCCACUAUGGGAUAGAUCAUUGCCCUCUCAGUCGCCCUGAUCAAUCGAACUCCUCUGACCACGCUUUAUUGCGGGAAACCGAUUAUGAUUUCCAUGCAGAGACCAAAGCCGCUGGGUACGAGGCAGCAAGGGAGAUCCGUCGAUAUAUCGAAAACUCUGCCGAUGGGUUUGCAUAUUACCUGGCGGAACGGACGGACGAUAUGGUAGAUUAUUCAGACGAAUCGAAGAAUGACGUACGAAUAGUAGUCGUCCUGCAACAAGAGGGUGUUUUUCGGACGAAUUGUUUAGACUGCUUAGACAGGACAAAUCUAAUCCAAACGCUGAUAUCGCAAAUGGCGGUAGAAUCAUUUCUUAGUCAUAGGGGGAAAUACGCUGCUUCUGACUUUUGGAUGAGGCAUUCCACGCUUUGGGCCGACAAUGGCGACGCGCUUUCAAGAAUCUACGCAGGAACAGGCGCUUUAAAGUCAUCUUUCACCAGACAUGGGAAAAUGUCGUUGGCAGGUGCUUUCGCGGAUGCGCGCAAAAGUGCGACGAGGCUCUAUAUCAACAACUUCACGGACAAAGCCAGACAAAAUACAAUUGAUAUGUUAUUGGGGAGAUUGGUCGGUCAGGUACCUGUCCAUCUCUUCGAUCCUAUCAGUGACUUCGUUUCCAUGGAGCUUGGCAAGCGUAGUGCUGAAUUUUCCUCAACAGAUUCCAUUACUUUGUGGGUUGGCACUUUCAAUCUCAAUGGGCGUACCACUGGAAUUGAUGAUGAUUUGUCCCCCUGGCUUUGGCCACGUGACCUUGGUACGAUAGAACCAGAGAUAUUUGCCGUGGGAUUCCAAGAGAUUGUCGAGUUGAGCGCUCAACAGAUCAUGAACAGUGACCCAACAAGAAAACAGCAAUGGGAAAAGGCAAUAAAGAAAACGUUGAAUGCUCGUGUUAAAAAGACUAGCGGAGAGAGAUACGUCCUCUUGCGAAGUGGCCAAUUAGUAGGCGCUGCCCUAUGCAUCUUUGUCAAGGCCUCGGUACUUGCAAGAAUAAAAAAUGUCGAGGGCAGCGUAAAAAAAACUGGCCUGUCUGGCAUCGCCGGAAACAAGGGUGCUGUGGCCAUCAGGAUGGAGUACGCAAGCACUCAACUGUGUUUCGUAACAGCUCAUCUAGCUGCUGGAUUCGCCAAUUACGACGAGAGGAAUAGAGAUUAUGCAACUAUACAUAAUGGGUUAAGGUUUCAGAGGAAUAGAGGCAUUGAUGACCACGAUACUGUCAUAUGGAUGGGUGAUUUUAACUACCGCAUUGGUUUAUCUCAUGAAAGAGCAAUGGAUCUUGUGAAGCAACAGGAUUUAGAGAAGCUUUACGAAAAUGAUCAACUCAACCUCCAAAUGGUCGCUGGGCUAUCUUUCAGAUAUUAUUCUGAAGCGAGGAUUACCUUUAUGCCUACUUAUAAGUUUGAUGUCGGUACGGAUCGAUAUGAUACGUCUGAAAAGGCACGUAUCCCCGCCUGGACAGAUCGGAUUUUACGCAAAGGCACCAACAUCAGACAAACAGCGUAUAACUCUGCCCCUCUGCGCUUCUCUGACCAUCGUCCUGUUUUUGCGACAUUCAAAUGCACUGUGAACAUCGUGAAUGAAGAUCUUCGUCAACGUAUAAGCAUUCAAUUGUACGAGCAACGCAAAGCUGAAGUUGGGCACACGUCAGCAAUUAUAGAUGCUGAGGAGUCAGAAGAUGAUGAAGAUCUCAUUGGGUAUGAUCCAAUCGAACCAGGACUUCCUCCCGCCAGCUCAGAUCAACAGAGAUGGUGGCUCGAAAAUGGGAAAAUGGCCAAGUCCACAAUUGCUCCACCAAAGCCAACAAAUGGUGGCAGUGAGUAUUCAUCGGCUGUCCUAAAUCCCAAUCGUCCGUUGAAUCCUUUUAAUGCUACAGAGGAGCCUGACUGGGUUGCGAUACCGCGAGCCAACUCAAGACUUUCAUCAUUCUCAUCCAGUAUAUCCAGCUCUCCAUAUGAGCACAUCAACCACUCUACAGUAUUAUCUACGUCUAACUCUAGCCCUAUGCCUAGAAAGCUCCCUCCCGCAUUUGAUUCCACAGCCGUUCCCUUCAGAACAAGCAGAAUGAGUUUGCUCGACGAGCCGAUUAGUGGAAUAACCCAAAAGAACGACCCUCCACCUCCACCGCUUCCAAAGAGGCAAACUAACACAUCCUCAAUUCAAUCGCCCAGUGCUCCUUCGAACAUAACCCCACAAGCCAUGCCACAGGGAUCAGGGGCAGAUGUAUCCCAAGCACCUUCUAGGAGGGUAUCCUCAUCCUCACAUAUAUCUAACAAAUCUUCUAAAGCACCCCCUCCCAUUGCUAGAAAGCCUGCACACUUGACCUCAACAUCACCUACAAGCCCAUUGACGUCUGAACCUGGCAAGUCCGACACCCCCGAUAAUCGAACACACAUACCACAUUUGCCUCGUCGAAAAACAAGUAAUAUUUCUGAUCUGACAACGCGACUUGAAGCCAAUGGAGCUGCAGUUUUAACCGGGGGCAUGCAUAAAACGAAGCCUGUCUCGACCAUCUCAGGCAUGCCUGGCCCCAAUAGAGCGUCCUCUUUCCCUGCUUCUACAAUAUCUUCGAAGGGAGUAAGUCUGCCUGGUCUGGGAUUGGAUGAACGAAAGCCAGUGCUUCCCACAAGACCCUACCAGCAACAACCUCAGGCUUCUCAGCCUUUGUUGAUGGCACAGUCUAGGAAACCGGUUCCAAUUACAACCAAGAAACCAACAGAAGACCUCCUUGGUGCUGAUAUUGAUGGUGAAAUGAACAGCUGGGAGACGUUGAAGCCGAGAUAG